AGUAGUACUAGACUACUUGAUCACCAUUUGCUCCUUUUUUCUUUUCUUUUUUUUUUUUCUUAACUCCCAACCACAUCACCUUUAUUCCAUUACACACUUCUUUUCUUUUCUUCUUUCUCAGUCACAACCAAACCCAACAAUCCCCUGCAGCAUCUCACACUUUCACCUGAUCCAGAAAUGUUCCACCAUCUUCCACCACUCCCACUCCCCAUUAUUUUCACUCUUCUACUCUCUCUCCUGCCCCAACUGCCCGGAUUACCCAUCCUUCCGAACCCAGACCCAGCUACCAUCCAGACCCAGCAAACUUUCCACCCAAAUCCCACACCACCAGCCACAAUCCCUUCUUUUCCAGAACAAUCUGCUGUAGUAGGAUGCCCAUUAAACCUUCCUGAUGGGAUUUUUCCUGCUGUCAAAACUUCUUGUAGUGUUGACAGAAACGGCCAGAUCAAUAAGGGUAAAUGCUGCCCUGUUCUAGCUGCUUGGUUAUACUCAGCUUACUCUCAAACUGCCCUACAAGCAAAAGAUUCGAAAACGGCGUCGUAUGAAAUGCCAUUGUUGCCUGAUGAUUCAGAAACUUGUAUUGAUGAUCUUGAGAAGGCAAUGGAAAAUAAGGGGGUAAAAUUAGUACACCCAAAUUCGAGUUGUGAUGUUGUGUAUUGUUACUGUGGAAUCAGGUUGCAUCAGUUAAGCUGUUCUCAAGCUUUUCAUAUUGAUGAAAAUGGGAUUUUAUCUGGGGAUUAUAGAGUUAAGAAAUUGGAGGAAGAUUGUUUAAGUGCUAAACAUAAUAAUGGGUCUAGAAAACAGAAUAGUCAUUCUAAACUUGCUGCCUGUUCUAAAUGCCUGAAAUCCCUUUACUCGCUGAAGAAAGGCAGUAAAGUAAACGGAAAUUCGACCAAAGUAGACGUCAGGACAAGCAAGAUGCGUAGCAGAGACUGCGACUUAAUGGGGCUAACAUGGCUUCUCAACAAAGACAGAGACGCAUACAUAUCGACCGUCACAACAGUCAUGCGUGCCUUAAUGCUGAAUGACGAAGGGUCUGACCCUAGAUCAUGCAGCCUCAACAGCGAUGGCAUGCCUCUCGCUGUUGAUUCUGACGAAAUCAAUGGCCAAUCUUCGUCUGUCUCCCUCCGGUUUUCCCUCUUCGUCUAUGUACUCUCUUUUUUUCUGCUAAUUAUGAGCUCUAGUGUAUUAUCUUAAUCUUUCUAGUCUUCAUUGUUUUAUCUACCCAUUAAUCUCAAUUUUUUGUUCGUUAUUGGUGGCUGUGUUUCCAAUAUGUAUUAGUGAAAUGUAUUUUGGUGUAGGUUUCUGUUUUCCUGUUACAAGUUUUGUAACUUUGUGCAGUAAAA
Molecule: messenger RNA, 1346 nt
Organism: Amaranthus tricolor (Joseph's coat)
Lineage: Eukaryota; Viridiplantae; Streptophyta; Magnoliopsida; Caryophyllales; Amaranthaceae
Exons: 2
Coding region: 178-1197 (339 amino acids)
Source: RefSeq, a predicted model, not a curated record